This is a messenger RNA of Strongylocentrotus purpuratus (purple sea urchin), 2235 nucleotides long. Its product is annotated as NADPH oxidase 5-like. The transcript has 10 exons. Bases 1 to 2202 code for a protein of 733 amino acids. The record is from RefSeq and is a predicted model, not a curated record. Gene Ontology annotation, molecular function: calcium ion binding; superoxide-generating NAD(P)H oxidase activity. Gene Ontology annotation, biological process: superoxide anion generation; defense response. Lineage: Eukaryota; Metazoa; Echinodermata; Echinoidea; Camarodonta; Strongylocentrotidae. Gene Ontology annotation, cellular component: plasma membrane; NADPH oxidase complex.
AUGACAGGAAGGCAAGGAAAAGAUGGGAAAUGGCUGGUGAGGUUGGAGAAGCACCUCCACGAAGUUGCAGGAGACGAUAACCUCAUUGAUUUGGACGAGUUCAUAAAUGCACUGAAUGUGAAGGAGUCCUUCUUUGCUGAGCGGUUCUUUGAGCUCAAUGACAAGGAUCAGUCAGGGAGUAUCAGCUUGGAGGAACUGAUAGUUGCUCUGCGGCUUCUUGUCAAUGGAACAGAACAACAGAAGCUUCACUUUCUCUUCCAGGUUUAUGACGUAGAUGGUAGCGGAUUUAUCGACGUUGAUGAGCUCAGGACGGUACUCCGAUCUUGCACAGAUGAAUGUGCAUUGACCCUGCCCGAGGAAACAUUGACGGAGCUUACUGAAAUCCUUUUCGCUGAUGCUGAUGUCGAUGGCGAUGGUGAGGUCAGCUUUGAAGAGCUUUCUGAGCAGCUACAGCGGUACCCUGGCAUCACAUCUAAUCUUAGCUUCUGUGCGGCUGAGUGGCUGAACCCUAAAAAGAAGAAACCUAAAAGUCAAUCACGUUGUAGCUAUCAUGCACUCCGCAAUAACUUCUCCGUCAUCAUCUUCUGGAUCGUCUUCGUCAUCAUCAACGUUGGGCUGGCAGCAUGGGGUGCGUACGAAGGCUAUCGUAGCGUCAAUGAUGAGAGGCAUCCAGCGGCAAUAAUCAUCGCCAGAAGUGCAGGAUUGAUCUACCAGGUAGAGAAUGUAAAUGGCACAACAGCUGCAUGGAUUCGUAAUGUCCUGGUCCGACCUUUUCCCGGUCUUGGCCUUGUUGAAGGUUCUUGUAUCAUCACUGAUUUCUUGACUCUUCAUAUAAGAUGUGUGGGACACUGGACAAAGCGACUCUACAAUGUCGUCAGAGAACGUCAGCUCGCUCUUCUUGAAGACGAACCAGGCUUUGGCGAGAUCGACAAAGAACACGACACACCUUUAGAGGUCAUCGUUGAAGUUAGUUCUACCAAGAGUACAUCCGCCGUGGAGUCUAACAGCCAGCAGAGCACCACCUCGGAUAUACCAAUUGAUAAUAACGGACGUAGAUCUUCAAAAACAUACAACAAAAGAAGGAGAACCGCAAGAGGUGCAACCAACUUAGGCUUCGUGCCAGAAUUACCGAACGGUGACAAAGAUGGAACCAAGACCGUAACAGAGGGCAAACCAUAUAACACUGGUCAGAACGAUGAUGAAUCACUUGCACAGAAAGUGAAUCCAACACAAUUAAGUCUUCCACGUAAAGCUGAUCACCCAUCUGCUUCCCAAGGUGAUUGCCAACCGAUGCCUCACAAAGAGCUGGGCGAAAUAUCUAUGACUUUAGCGGUCAAUGGCAACAGUUUCAAAAUGAAAUCGUUGAACUCUCGCCAAAGCAUUGAUGUACAGGAGGCACCUCGAGGGAAUACCACCAAAAGACAAUCACUGAGGGUUAGACAGUCUCUAGCUGUUCGGGAAAGGAGAAGCGUCGGUGGAAAGCCGAACGACGAUGUUAACAGGAAGAUGAGUUUAGUGACGUUAAGAAGGAACGGUGCUCGACAUUCGUUGGAUCUGUCAAAGGAUUUAGGCGGUACACCUCACACUGGAUUGGAAGUUAUAUUAGAUGGUCCGUAUGGGGCACCUGCGCAGCAUAUCAUGGAGGCUGAACAUGCCGUACUCAUCGGGGCAGGAAUAGGCAUCACACCGUUUGCCUCUAUCCUACAGAGCAUACAUGAGAGAUAUAAGGCGGCCAAGAAGCAGUGUCCAAACUGCAACCAUACUUGGGUGACCGAUACAUCAUCUAUCCUGAAAACCAAGAAGGUGGACUUUGUUUGGAUCAAUCGUGAUCAACGUUCCUUCGAGUGGUUUAUCAGCCUCAUCAGCACCAUCGAGUUGGAACAGGCUGAGAUACCCGCAGCAGAUCGCUUUCUCGAUAUCCAUCUCUACAUGACAUCAGCUCUCUUACCCAGUGACAUGAAGGCAAUCGGACUCCACGUCGCUCUCGAUCUCAUCCACCAGAAGAAAAAUCGAGAUACGAUCACGGGCUUGAAGACGAGGACCCAGGCUGGAAGGCCGGAUUGGGACGAGGUUUUCCAAAACCUGAAACAGCAGCACAAAGGCAAGAUCACUGUGUUCUUCUGUGGCUCUCCUGCUCUAGGAAAGAUCCUUUCAACCAAAUGCUUACAGUACCACAUGGAAUUCAGAAAGGAGAACUUCUAAGACCAUGAAGACAUCAUGUUUUAAAGAAUUGAC